Messenger RNA from Megalops cyprinoides (Indo-Pacific tarpon), 3054 nucleotides. It is a transcript of the gene fastkd5, whose product is annotated as FAST kinase domain-containing protein 5, mitochondrial. The coding region runs from base 92 to 2512 and encodes 806 amino acids. Gene Ontology annotation, biological process: mitochondrial RNA processing; regulation of mitochondrial mRNA stability. Gene Ontology annotation, cellular component: mitochondrial matrix; ribonucleoprotein granule. Gene Ontology annotation, molecular function: RNA binding. Lineage: Eukaryota; Metazoa; Chordata; Actinopteri; Elopiformes; Megalopidae. The transcript has 2 exons. The record is from RefSeq and is a predicted model, not a curated record.
AGUCCUGACACCGGCAUGGCACAGACCAAAUGACCGUGUGGUAGUUUUUGUCGCUUAAGUGGAGACUUCCACAGAGUUGUGUCUGAGGUUGAUGUCUGCACGAGCACUAUGCCGAGUUGCAGCGCUCCGUCUCCUAGCCCUCCCCCCACGGAAAGAGGUCCAGAGGGCUAAAUUUCACCACUGGGACCAUGGGCAUCGUAAGGAGCAAGAGGAAGAGGUACAGCCAGGCCCCCGGGUGGAGGGUUACCUGGUGCAGUACAACCCUGCCGCGUACCAGGUUCGACAGGGCGGGGUUCCCUCAAAGGGGGCUGACCAGGAGGAAGAGCUGCCCCGCCUCAGCCUCACGCCACCCUUCCGUCAGCAGAGCAACCCCUACAGCGUCUGCACCUCGCGGCACCUCUCCAGCACCAAGAACACCCUGCUGGACCUGGCCUUCAGCCGGGGAGACGAUUCUGGCAAGGAAACGGCUGCCCCCUUGUCCCCCGCUGAAGAUCUCUCCCCCGGCUUUAACCCCCGUGCCUUCCAGAAGUGCCGGCCGGAGUACGCCGCCGUGAGCCACGACCUCUCCCAGCGGCCUCCCGCCAUCUCUACAGAGGAAGCCUUCCUGCUGCUGCACAAGGUGAAGGUGCUGAAGGGCAGCCUGGGGCCGGCGGAGGUGGUCCACGUCCUGAGCGAGCUGGGCCGUCUGGCCCCGGAGCAGCUGCCCCUGGCCAGGGCCGACACGCGCUUCUCCAUGCUGCUCCGCUACGGCGUGGAGAGCCUGCGCCGCUUCUCCGUCGGCCAGCUGCUGGAGGCGCUGCGGGCCUUCGUGCUCCUCGGCCUGCCCGCCACCCACGGCAUGCUGGGCCUGUACGAGGCGGAGCUGGUGCGGCGGGCCGAGGAGAUGGAGCCGCAGCAGCUGCUGCUGGCCGCCGACCUCUGGCGCUGCCUGGGCCGGUCGGUCCCGCAGUACCUGGAGCAGCUGUAUAGGUGCACCGCGACCUGGGCCUGGGCCCAGCUGGGGCCGGCUGAGCUGGUCCAGCUGAUCUACCUGAUGGGAGAGGGCCGGCACUGCCCCGCCUCCCUGCUGCUGCCCCUGGAACUGCAGCUGCUCCGGCAUCUGGAGCAGCUGACGCCGGAGGAGGUGGGCGCCGUCUCCCUGGGCCUCUUUAAGUCCCAGAGCGUGCUCUCGGAGGGCACGGUGCGCCGGCUGGUGGAUCGGGCCCGGAAGGUGGUGCGGGAGAUGAGCGACUACGCACUGGUGAACGUGCUGAAACUGCUGCGCUUCAGCCACCUGGACCACCUCGGCCUGCUGGGGACCCUGGGCGAGGAGAUCCCACGCCGCGCGCCCCACAUGGGCAUCCAGGGCUUGAUGCACGUGGCCCUGGGUUGCUCGGCCCUGCAUUACCGUGACGACCGUGUGCUGCAGGCCAUCGCGGACUGCCUGCCCUCUCUUGCGCCCCAGUGCCGGAGCAAGGACGCGGGCAAGCUGCUGUGGGCAUUCGGCACCCUGGGCUUCCCCCCGAGUCAGGCCCCCCGGCUCUUCCCCAGCCUCACCCAGGCUCUGCGCCAGCGGGAGGCCGAGUUCAAGCGCUUCCCUGAGCACCUCCUGACCGGGCUUCUGGGCCUGGCCUUCGCCGGCCUGUUCCCCACCGACCUGCUCACCCUGGCCCUGAGCCCGGACUUCGUCAGCCUGGCCGCCAGCUCGCGGCAGCUGGAGCUGAAGAAGGACCUGUUCACCCUGGACGGGUCGGUGGGCCUGGAGCUGCCCGGCUGGACGGGCCCGAGGGUCAGCCGGGCCCUGGCGCAGGAGGUGACCCAGCAGCUGUGGAACUUCGCUCUGCAGGAUGUAUGCAGGAAGCCGGAGGUGCUGGAGGCGGAGCAGCUCCUGCAGGACCUGCUGGGAGGGGAGGGCUUUGUGCGCAAGCACAUGAUCCUGCCGCACACCCGCUCCAUUGACCUGGAGGUGCGGCUCGACUCCAAGGGGCACCCCCUGCCUCUCCAUUCUGAGCCUGACCAGCCCAGCACAAUCCUGGGGGGCGUUUCUGCCCCACAGCGGACCUGGGAAGGGGGCCACAUUGGGGUAACAAUCACCGAGGACCUGCUGGCUCAGCUGACUAACAUCAGACCGGCUGCGGUAAAGCCACCAGGCAAGCCACCGCAUUCCCCCGCCCUGCACAGAAUCCCGGAGAGGGAGCAGGUAGGGGCCUUCCUUAGCGGGGUGGACCUGACCGAGGGGCUUAUGGAUGCCCUGCGGAGCCCAGAAGGGAGGCCACAAAGUCCCAAGCAGCCACCACCCUGCUCCACCAGCAACAGGGUCCUGCAGCUGGCAGUGCAGGUCAGCAACAGGAACCAGUACUGCUAUCGCACUCAGCAGCUGCUGGGGCUGCAUGCUCUGAAGAGGAGGCAGCUGGUGCUGGCCGGCUACAGGGUGGUGGAGCUGCCUCCCUGGGAGUGGUUCCCACUGCUGCGCCGAUCCCGCGCUGAGAAACUGGACUACCUGCAUGCUAAAAUCUUUGGUAACCUGGAUUGAAAAACUGCCAUCUCUGCAUAUUAAGAUCUUCAACAACCCGGACUGACAAGCAGGGCUAUGUGUACUGAUCCUCCUUGUUCUGCACUCAGUAACAGGCCCUCCUUUACUGUAAGGUUUAUAGCAGCCUGGACUAAGACUGAUGUACUUAAGCUGUAAGGACUUCCUCAGUCUGGACUGAGAAACAAGCUAACAAUGAGGAUUCCAGCAGAGAAAUGGGGCUACGGUCAUUGUAAUGCCCUCUGCAGUUUGGACUGAGAUAAAACCCUUCCUGCACACACUCUACCUUCAGCAGUACAGUACCUUCCAGGAGGUACCUUUAGACCGUAUUUUCUGGAUCAUUUGAGAGCAUACUGUAUAGUUCCUCAGCUCUGAAUCAGAGGUAAAGAACGGAUUACACUGUUGAAAUUAACAGCCAACUGAAGUGGGUCUUGGUUCUUGUAUGGUUUGAGGCAUGAAAUAAAGCAGAAAUGGCUUGGUUUACAUCAAGGGUGAAUACCAGAAAAUGAGGGUACAUUUCCAUAUGUAGAGGCCGGCCCUGUGCA